This is a messenger RNA of Salarias fasciatus (jewelled blenny), 1416 nucleotides long. RefSeq names its product lin-37 DREAM MuvB core complex component (gene lin37). Bases 343 to 1071 code for a protein of 242 amino acids. Gene Ontology annotation, biological process: negative regulation of transcription by RNA polymerase II. The transcript is spliced from 9 exons. Lineage: Eukaryota; Metazoa; Chordata; Actinopteri; Blenniiformes; Blenniidae. The record is from RefSeq and is a predicted model, not a curated record. Gene Ontology annotation, cellular component: Myb complex; transcription repressor complex.
UCUGAUUGUCAAAACUAGCUAAGUUAGCAACGGGAGUCGGUAGUAAACUUCACGGUCUGAUCUUGUUAAAAAACAGCUCAAUCGGCUUUAUAUCUUCACCCUAAUACACGUUACGUGUUUCGGAGCUUAGUCUGUCCGAUUCUAAUAUUCGGUAUAUGAGGAUUAUGAGUGAGAUUAACUCGAUAGUAAAGCGCUGUUACUAAACUGGCUAGCUGGCCGUAAACGAUAACCGAAGCUAGCCAGCUAACGAUAUUAGCAAGUCAACCCAAAGACAUUAAAUGCGGAUUUAAAGGUUUGCUUCUCUUUUAAAUACUCCGGGGAUUACAUUUUAAAGUUGGGAUAAUGCACCACGUCAAGAUCAAGACUGAAAGGCCAGAUUUGGAUGGAGCUGGUGCCCGCAGUAGAUUAGAUGCUGUAUUAAAGGGACUGGUGGAAAAGACUGAAAAUGAAAAGGAGCAAAAUGAUGGGGAGCCUGGAAAACUACCAUCAGACUCUUUAAACAAGGAUCUGUCUCCAUCAUCUGCUGGUAAAAGACCUUCAGCGCGCUUCCCACAGCACAGGAGGAAGAAGCGAAAAGAGAUGGACGAGAGCAUACCAGAGACAAACCACCAUAAACAAAAUGCAUACAUUAUUAAGUUGUUCGAUCGCAGUGUUGAUCUGGCUCAAUUCAACACCAGCACCCCGCUCUAUCCGAUCUGCCGCGCCUGGAUGAGGAACAAUCCGUCCGUCCGAGAACCAGCAGCUUGCCCGGGUUCUCCAUACAGCAUGGUGGAGGAGGAGGUUUCAGAUAUGAUCAAUGGUAAAGGUCAGAAUGUGUACAGACUCCCUCCUCCGACCUCGUGUCCUUUCAGCUCCUCCGGUGAACCCAUAAAUCUCAGGAUCCCACAAACUGAAAAACCCACAGUUACUAAGCUCCCAGAAGUGGCUGCAUCAGGAGCUCAUAUAGGCGACCACAUGGAACGCUGGAAGAAGAUCAGACAGAAAUGGAAGGAGUGCUCCAACAAGAACCAGUUAAGAUACAGCGAGAGCAUCAAGAUCCUGAAGGAAAUGAAGGAGCUUUACGACCACUGACGACCCUGGAGAUCCUCAACACAGAAUGAAUUCUAUGCAGUUUGAAAGGAGCCACGGCCGCUGUGUGGACACACUGUCACACCAGUAGAGGAACAUUCACAGAACUUUGAGCCUCAAGUUCAUUUGUCCUUUGCACUGCAAGUGUUUUGGUACGGUUUCCUGUAUGGGUGUGUCUCGUGUUGUAUCGUCGGACAUUUUUAUUCAUAAAAUUCACUGUACUUGUCUGAUUGACUCAGUUUUACCAUUUUUCCACAGAACCUAUCUAUCUAGCUAUGGGAGAAGUUUUUCCUCACAUUUCACUGUAUUUCGCACCAGCAAUUUUAAUUAAAGUUAGCUUCAUGUUGA